AUGGACAUCUUCGUUUUUGUGGUGUUGAUUUCCAAUUUGCUUCUUUUCUUCUUUGCAUUCUCGGAUGCUGCUGAUAGCAUUACUAAAUCUCAAUUCCUCAGUGACAUUGAUAACACAACCUUGGUCUCUAAAGAUGGAGGCUUUGUCCUGGGGUUCUUCAGUCCCGGUAAUUCCUCUAACCGUUACUUGGGAAUUUGGUACAACAAAAUCCCAGUUAAGACGGUUGUUUGGGUAGCAAACCGGCUCAACCCAAUCAAUGACUCGUCCGGCAUGUUGAUAUUAAACAGUUCAGGUAGUCUUGUUCUUCUCAGCCAGAAUACGUCUAUUACUAGGUUGGCGAAUUCAACGAAAGAGGCAGGGAGUCCAGUUGUUGAGCUUUUAGAUUCUGGAAAUCUAGUGUUAAGAGAAGAGAAUGAAGGAAACCCAGAACGCUAUUUGUGGCAAAGCUUUGACUAUCCUUCUGAUACGUGGCUACCUGGGAUGAAACUUGGAUGGGACUUAAGGAUUGGUCUGAAUCGGCAUCUAUCUUCAUGGAAGAGUUCAGAUGACCCCUCACCUGGAGAACUGAGCUGGGGGAUUGAACUUCAUAAUUACCCUCAAUUUGUCAUGAAGAACGGCUCCCAGAAGUGCUUCCGGUCCGGCCCAUGGAAUGGCCUUUUUUUCAGUGGUAUGCCAGAGUUACAGACCACCCGGGAUUACAGCUUCACUUUUGUCUACAACAAGGACGAGGUACAAUUCACAUUCGACAUGGCUCAAAGUUCUGCAAUAAUCACAAGAAUAGUUAUGAACCAAUCACAGUAUGAGGUCUACACGUGGGUUGAAGAAAAAAAAGAAUGGAGCAUGUUGUUAUAUUUACCAAAAGACAAAUGUGACAGUUAUAAUUUAUGCGGUGCUUAUGGAAAUUGUAUCAUGGGUGAGUCACCUGUCUGUCAAUGUGUAGAAGGAUUCAAGCCUAAAUCACUACAAACAUGGAACCCAGAAGAGUGGCAUAAGGGAUGUGAACGCAGUAAGAAAUUGAGCUGCCACGAUAAAGAUAAAAUUGCGUUUGUUAAAUUUGUUGGGCUCAAAUCGCCAGAUACUAAGGAUUCUUGGGUGGAAGAAAGCAUGGAUUUUGAGGAAUGCAGAGACAAAUGUUUGAACAACUGUAGCUGUACGGCUUAUACAUACUCAAAUAUCAGAUACGGAAUAAGUGGCUGCGCCAUGUGGUUUGGGGAUCUAUUUGAUAUUAGACAGAUUGCAGAUGAUAACAGCAUGGAUGUUGAUAGUCAGAAUGUAUAUAUUCGAAUGUCCGCUUCAGAGAAAGAGGUGAAAAACAAGCAAAAGAUGAAGGUGAUAAUGAUAGUUGUGGUUGCCAUUGCCGUAGUUUUUGGGGUACUCUUGAUUCCCUACUACAUUUGCAAAAGGUCAAACUUCAGAGGGGAGGACUUGAUAUCAUUUGAUUUCAGCGACAGGGCUAUACAACGAGGACUAAUCAACAAGAAGUGGACUGGAAAAGGUAGAAAUAAGGAAAUGGAGCUUCCACUCUUCAGUUUUUCUAGUGUAUCUAUCGCUACAAAUUACUUCAGUGCCUCAAAUAAACUUGGAGAGGGUGGUUUUGGACCUGUUUACAAAGGAUCCUUGCUGAAUGAACAAUCAAUAGCAGUAAAAAGACUCUCAAGAAAAUCUGGACAAGGAUGGGAAGAGUUGAAAAAUGAGGCAAUGCUUAUAGCCAAACUCCAACACAAAAAUCUUGUGAAACUGCUUGGCUGCUGCAUUGAAAGAAAUGAAAAGAUUUUGAUCUAUGAAUAUUUGCCCAAUAAAAGCUUAGAUUAUUUCCUUUUUGAUCCAAUUAGAUACGGGAUAAUAGAUUGGGCAACCCGAACUCACAUCAUUGAAGGGAUUGUUCAAGGGCUUCUUUACCUCCAUCAGUAUUCUAGGUUACAAAUCAUUCAUAGAGAUUUGAAGGCUAGCAACAUCUUGCUGGAUAAAGACAUGAAUCCUAAGAUAUCAGAUUUUGGAUUGGCAAAAAUUUUUUGUGGGAAUGGGUCACAAGCAACCAACCGAAUAAUGGGGACUUAUGGCUAUAUGUCCCCAGAAUAUGCAAUGGAAGGCCUCUUCUCAAUUAAAUCUGACAUCUUUAGUUUUGGAGUAUUAUUGUUAGAGAUCUUGAGUGGCAAGAAGAAUACUGGUUUCUAUCAGAGUGGCUCUAUCAAUCUUAUUGGAUAUGCAUGGGAUUUGUGGAAAAGCAAUAAGUCGUUGGAGUUGAUGGAUCCAAUCCUUGGAGAUACUCCUCCUGCAAAUGUCCUUUUGAGAUAUAUAAACAUAGCAUUCCUUUGCGUCCAAGAAAAUGCAGCUGAUAGGCCUACCAUAUCAGAUGUGAUCUCGAUGUUCAAUAAGGAACCUGCACUUCUACCUUCACCAAAAAAACCAGCAUUUUCAUUUGCCAGAGGUAUCGAGGAUUUGGGUUCAUCUAAGAAAAAGCUAGAAAUUUGUUCUGUAAAUGACGUGACAGCCUCAAUUUUGGAAGCUCGAUAACAAUUUAGAGUCUUAGACUUUGGUGAUCAUACCUCAAUUGU
Molecule: messenger RNA, 2555 nt
Organism: Quercus lobata
Lineage: Eukaryota; Viridiplantae; Streptophyta; Magnoliopsida; Fagales; Fagaceae
Product: G-type lectin S-receptor-like serine/threonine-protein kinase At4g27290
Exons: 7
Coding region: 1-2514 (837 amino acids)
Biological process (GO): protein phosphorylation; recognition of pollen
Molecular function (GO): ATP binding; protein serine/threonine kinase activity
Source: RefSeq, a predicted model, not a curated record